This is a messenger RNA of Parnassius apollo (apollo), 282 nucleotides long. Lineage: Eukaryota; Metazoa; Arthropoda; Insecta; Lepidoptera; Papilionidae. The record is from the annotation of a GenBank genome assembly.
AUGAGAGAGCUCUUAAAUACAUUUAAUACGGACUACGAAGCUUUGCUUUUACACAAUGAAAAUCUCCGUCUCGGUGCAACCACGUCACCAAGCUGUCUCGAUGCACUUGCGCCAGCAAGCUGGUGCCGCACUGCACAGCGCGUCGAGUUGCUGAGCUGCACUAGCGCCCGCGAGCCGCUGCGCCGCACUGCACUCGACAGCGACAGCAUGCAGCGAGGCGUCGCGAAACAUUUGCACCAGCGACGCUACCAGAACGGGUGGGAGAUUGCAGUUCUACCCUAA